Molecule: messenger RNA, 5845 nt
Organism: Pantherophis guttatus
Lineage: Eukaryota; Metazoa; Chordata; Lepidosauria; Squamata; Colubridae
Gene: YOD1
Product: YOD1 deubiquitinase
Biological process (GO): ERAD pathway; endoplasmic reticulum unfolded protein response; protein deubiquitination
Cellular component (GO): nucleus; cytosol
Molecular function (GO): cysteine-type deubiquitinase activity
Source: RefSeq, a predicted model, not a curated record
AGUUGCAGCCAUUUUUGCUGCAGGGAGGCGGGGAGGGGGGGGGGCGGCUGUUAAAUGAAGCCCGGCCGCCCUCGGCAGGAUCGCUACAGAUCAGGCAGCGAUCAUGUUGCGGCUGCGUUGUAAAGCGCGGAGUGGGUCCUUUCCGCUUCCCGGCCUCACGGCGCAUUCACGUCUACACGAACUCCAGGCCGUGAUCGCUGCCCUCACCGGUGUCCCCAUCCAGGCCCAGCGCCUGCUGCUCGGCUUCCCCCCCUCGUGCCUCGACCUCAGUGAUGUAGAGCAGCGCCUCGGAGAGCUGGGCAUUCAUUCGGGUGAUACUCUAAUAGUUGAAGAAGAUGCAACCAAGCCCAAGACUGAUUCAUCUAUAGUUACAAAGCGGACUGUUCCUAAUUCAGUUAGAGAAGCUGUUCCUGUGCUUGCCCGAAAGGUGGUUCCAGCUGACAACUCAUGUCUUUUUACCAGCAUAUAUUAUGUAGUAGAAGGUGGGGUUUAUGAACCAGGCUGUGCCCCAGAAAUGAGAAAUCUCAUUGCCCAAAUUGUAGCAAGUGACUUGGAAUCCUAUAGUGAGGCAGUCCUAGGAAAAAGUAAUCAGGAAUACUGUGACUGGAUCAGAAGAGAAGAUACAUGGGGAGGUGCAAUUGAGGUUUCUAUUUUAUCUAAAUUCUAUCAGUGUGAAAUUUGUGUAGUUGAUACCCAGACAGUCAGAAUUGAUCGUUUUGGGGAAGAUGCUGGCUAUGCUAAACGGGUGCUUUUAAUUUAUGAUGGUAUUCACUAUGAUCCACUUGAGCGUAAAAUUCCCAACUCAGACGUUCCUCCCCAGACAAUUUUUUCCACAACUGAUGACAUUGUCCUUGCACAGGCUUUGGAAUUAGCAGAUGAAGCCAGAAGAAAAAGACAGUUUACUGAUGUAAAUCGGUUUACAUUGAGAUGUAUGGUUUGUCAGAAAGGAUUAACAGGGCAAGUGGAAGCCAGAGAACAUGCCAAGGAGACGGGACACACCAACUUUGGAGAAGUGUGAAUUUUUUGUGAGGUUGGUCAUGUUUACUACCUCACUGAUCCAGAACAAGCCUCCAGAUUAUUAAAUAAGCUAUAUGUAAUGUUACAGAUUCGUUCAAAGUUUGAAAGCCCUAAAUUUAAUUAUGGCUGAUAUGCACAGGGUUGCAGUUGAUAGUGUAAAAUGUUUACAAGAGUGCAUGCAGUGGUGUCAUAUUUUCCAAUUAUCUUGGAGUAUUCUUUUGCACAACUAAGAACUAGAGAUAACAACUGAUACCAACAGGUGUAUCAACUCUUGAAAAAGAAUCUGAGCAGCUGCUGAAAGAAUUUCUCUAACACAACUGAAUAUAUACAUUGCUGUAGCUAGCUAGGCCUGCAUCAAGGACUUUAGAUGAAAUAAAAAUUUCAGCUCCAGUACUGGAUUUUUGAUUCUGGAAUCUAUGAAAUAGUUAAGCUGGUUCCAUUCAUAUCUGAAAAAAUUACUUGUACCUCAGUUUUGUUCAUGUGACGUGUAUGUUUUUGUAAUUUAAAGCAGUAAUCCCAAAGUUAUCUUAUUUGAAAUUGCUGAUUUGGAAAACUGUGUAUAAAAAUAAGGAAUGCGAGUUACAUUUUCAGCAGUGUUAGAAAGUAAAGUUACUAAUAAAUUUGGAUAAUUCCAUAGUGCCUAAUAUACCAGUAUACAUUAAUUAUAUUUUUUAAAGGGUAUAAUCUGUUGGGGUGUUAAUAUGUAUAAAUAAUAGGGCCUUCAAAAUUGUAACAAAUCCAGCAAUAUGAAUCAGUGUAUUCAUCAUAUGGAUAAAUAAUAUAUUGUAGCUAUAAUAUUUCAAGGGGAAGCUGUUUCAUAACAUCAGAUUGUUAAAUUUAAUGUCAAACCUUAGGGCAGAGUGGUAUGUUUCCAAAUUGUCCCCUUUUCUAAGUAUUGCAGUGUCCCUGAUAACAAUCAAAUUAUUCUCUUUGAAAGUAGUAUAUCAGAGAAAAUCUUCAGAUGUGGAUACACUGGAGGUAGAGGAAGGGAGGACAAGGUAAUUGCCAACUGGACUGGUGCUUCAUAUUAAAAACAAAAUUUAGCGACCUGCAUCCAAAAUCACAAAGUGUUGGCUAUUGGAAACCAUUGCACUCUGGUCUGAUUUGUUACAUAACUUCCGUGCACACAUCCUUUCACUGUUGUAGCUCUUAACUGAAAAACUCAUUCACUAUUGUAAGCCUUAUAAGAGUGUGUGUGUGUGUGUUGCAUACAUAAACACAAAUGCUGUUUGCUAAUAAGACAUGUUUUAUGAAUAAUAUGGUUUGCAUGUGGUAGAAAAGUUAUACUUAAUCUGAGGGGUUUUGUAGGCAGUAGAAAAUGUAUUGGGAUUAUCUGAAUUAAAAUAAUUUACAAGUAAAUUUAAAAGGAAAGGCUUUAGCAUUUGAGAGAAAGGGGGAAAUUAAAAUGUGAGAUUGUAAUGAUGUGUGGUGAUCAAAACUGGUUUAAUGCAUGCUGACUUAGAAAUAAUUCAAAUUAUCAGAAAAUGGACGUGGUUUAGCAAUUUAGUUGCCGUCAGUGAAAUAGGCAUUAGGAAAUGAGUAAUUUGGAUCUAAACAUCUAAUAUUUCUUGGCACCAAAUGAUAUACUUGUACCUUUUUUAGGUCCCAAAUGAAUGCUUGGUUAAUUGCUUUUUCCAUUUAUUUUUAAUGUAACAUGACCUAUAAAAUUUCAAUCAGGCAUAGGCCGGGUCUCAUCUCAACGAAGUUUGCUUUAGUGCAAGGAUUUGCAACUUUGUGGGGCUUAUGGAUAUAUUUGGAAUCUUGAGAACCAAGAAUAUAGUUGCAAAAUGGCUGCCAGGGAGGGUUUCUCCAGUUUACAAAAUGAUAGCUAUAGGGAAGUUAAACAUCAAUUUACCUGAACUUACACAUACAACAGACCCCCCCCCCCCCAAAAGUAAGAACUAUGUUGCAGUAGCACAUUAGUUUAAAUAUUUUUAAGAAAGAUUAUAAUGGUAUAUUGCUUUGCAGUAAAUCUGGUUCCCAUUAAAAAUAAGAUUAUUUUUUAAAGAUGUAUUGUAAAAUACAGGUGUGUCAGGAAAGGUGUGUCAGGAAAGCUAAAUGAAUGAGAUACAACUAGGCUAUGUAACUUGUCAAUAUUCAGAUUUGAUUUGAAGUUCCUGAUCUGAAGUUAAAGAUUUGGACCUAAUUUAAUGUGCUGACAGUCAAUGUGAAAAUGCACUUUUUAAUCAAUUCAGAAAUCAAGAGUGAAUUUGUAACUGACCAAUUCUGGCAUGCUGUACUUAAGGUAUUUUAGGUUUUUUUCAGUGACUUGUAACACUUAACACAGUACAACUUAAAGACUUUUUUUGUAUUUGAAUCAGAUAUUUUGAGUUAGUUUCUGCUCUUGUAUACUGAAAAAGUUCUCAGUCUAGAAACAUCAAAAGAGAUCUGCAAUCACUCAUUUCCCCAUAUAUAAUGGGUUAAAUAACGUAACUAAAUUGUAGGUCUUAAAUGGAAAACAAUACUAAAUUAAAUUAAAUGUUGAUUUUAAGAAAGGGGAUAUGCACAUCUGCUCAGAGUAAACCCCAAAGUGGUGGACUUCCAGGAAAGUCUGUUACAACUACACUAGCUAGUUUAGAGAUAUUAAGGAUAACUCAGUUAAGACUAAUAAAGUGGUACUUUUGCCAAAAGCCUUAAAUGAAACAACUGCAAUUCUACUUGUUACAGUAUAGGAAAAUGUUACCAAACUCAGUAAUCUGCAUGCUUUUAUUGGCCAAAAAGACUAUUAGACAAGAAUAUUAUAGUAAUUUAAAGUUCUGCUUUAAAUAAUGAGAAUAAAAAGUAUGGGAAAUAAAACCAUUUUACAAUUAAUAUUGAUACUGAUCUCUUUAAAGUCUAAAAUAAGGUUAGUUGACCUUAAAAUCCUGUACAUAUAUACUUGGACAUAAGUAGACACUGGAGAUUGCUUCUCUCUAUCAGAGACACGCACACAGACAAAUAUGACUCUAUUCAAGAAUUUUGUAUGGCUCAGUUGCCAAAUAUGGUUUGACAAAUAGGGUGUAAUUUAUACAAAACAUGGAUGUGUAAUAUAUUAAGCAUUUAAUCUGUAGCCAUAUAUCUACAUUUACGUGGAAAAACAUGAUUGAAAUUAAUAAGACUUAGAGGAAGAAAAGAUGUAUUCCGAGACUUGAAUAUAUUAAUACACUAAGGCCUUUAAACCUUGUGGUUUGGGAGGAGAAAUCAUAUUUGUUCAUAGACUGGCUGAGAUUACAGUUAAACCUAGAUACUGUAUUAAUCUCAUUUUGUUUGCUGUAGAAUUGAUUACAUGCACUUAUCAAAGGUGAUGAGAAACUGACCUGUUUAUAUUUCAUUUAAGCAAAGGUGCUAAGAGAAGCUUAUUUUGUAUAUUGUGUUCUAUUAAAUAUUUUUAAUUUUAGAGUGUACUUUUUGCAUUUUUGCUUUAAGGUUUGUCUGGAGACAUGGGUUUAAAUCACACUAGUUCACUGCAGAUUAUUGUAAUAAGUAAAAUUUAAGUAUUCCUAUUUUACCAUCAGUAUUAUAAUUUUUAAUUAAAAUAUUUUAAUUUUUAAAAUAUAGCACAAGUUAGUUUUUAUUGAACUAUUGUCAUAAAUAUGUUUCUCUACAGAUGCGCACAUACACAUAUAAAGAUCAUUAGUUGCACUGAAAUACAUUCAAGAACUAAAUGUUUAUAUAAAAUAAAUCCUUGGUGGAUUUAGAAAGAAAUAAAAACAAAUGUAAUUUGACAUGUUUCAUUUAAAUGGUGGUUAUCUGAUAUCUUGUAAAUUUGGACAAUACAGAAUAUUAUUUCCUUUUGUUUAAGUAUGAAGAUGGUAUAUUUUGGUACCAGAUUUGGAUUACUUUUUAUCCUUGAUAGCUAUAAAAAGAAAGUCUUUUAAGCUGGUAAACAUAUUUUGCGAUAAUGGGUUGUAAUACUUAAACAUUAUGAUUUUCUCUCUAUUUUAAAAUGGCUACAAAACUACAUUGGAUGAUUGCUAAUAGAAACAUGUAAUAAUCCAAAUGAUUUCUUAUGUUACUUCUUAGCUUUUUUCUAGCAGUGUUAAAAUUAAUAUUUUUGUUGUAGAAAGAAAUUCUAGUUCUCCACAUCUAAGUUAACUGGGAGAUGAAAUUUCCUGUUACAUCAUUUAUUUUAUAAAGGAACCUAUUUCUACAUUAUCUUUAAAAACUUAUUUGCACCUUCUUAUGGGUAUAGAAAUCAAUUUAUAUGAACUAUCUGGGAGUAGAAGACUAAUAUCCAUUUUUUGUUCUGGUGUCAACUUAAAUGUAUAUAUACAGUUUAAUAUCCUUAAAAGUAUCACUAACUUUAAAAUUCUCAGAAAUUGAGAAUAGAGUGCAAUUCGAAAAGUGACAAACGAUAACUACUAUAUAGUAGUUCUAUAGUAUUACUUGAUUGGAUUAAAUGUUGAAAAUGGGUUCCAAAAUUUGCAUAUCUGAUAACAGCACCAGCAUUAACAUUCAGAAAUGUGAAAAUGUAUGUUUUAGCAUAUGGCCUUUUGUAUACUUUUAGAUGAGAUCAGUGUAUCAAAUGCAGCACUUUAAAAGCUUGUCAAUCAUGGUUUAUAAGUUUAGUGUGCUUUACGAAGGAAUUAAAUGGGUGCAUUUUUUUUUUGUAAAUUGGCAUACGUUUUAAAAACAUCUAAUUUAAUAUUUUUCAGUGGUACCACAUAUUGCAACAGUAUUUCAUGGAAAUACAUACUGUAUAUGUUCUGUUUAACAUGCUGUCUUCAGUUUAAUUAUAGCAACACUAACAUGUAACAUGCAUGCGUGUCCCACUUUGUAUUCACUUGUAUUUCUGCUUUCUAUCUUUAAUAAAAAUUGAUGCUGGUACAUAUACAUAGAUUACACAAGC